This is a messenger RNA of Acaulospora colombiana, 224 nucleotides long. NCBI's taxonomy places the organism in Eukaryota, Fungi, Glomeromycota, Glomeromycetes, Diversisporales, Acaulosporaceae. The record is from the annotation of a GenBank genome assembly.
AUGAAACGCUUUAAAACUUAUCCAAAAAUCGUUCAACCAAGUGUUGAUCAGAGUGUGAUAAUGCAGAUCCGCAAUAAAACUCUCGAGUUGAAAAGGACUGGACAUUGGAUCAAAGUCAUAACAAUGAAUUCAAAUAAGGUCAUUCCCAAACCGAAAUCACAGUCCAAAGGACGGAAAAUAUUAUGCGGAGCAAAUUAUAUAGAAUCGCCGGUUGUGUCCGAUGG